GCUGGGAUAUGACACUACAGCGGAAGGACAGUGGGAAGUGCAUGUGAGAUGUGGCCUGUGCUGAGCCGGUGUGGAACUAGUGCUACGGGCAGCCUCAGGAAACAGAACAAUUUGAAGCUGAAUGAGAGCACAUUUUGCCAUCUGCUAAACAGAUUCUCUACUUUACUUGCAACAAAAAUGGGAAGCAGUUCCACAAAAGAGAUACCUGAGACUGAAGCAACUGAUAUGAUAAAGAACACGAUUGCAGAAAACUGUGUAGUGAUCUUCUCAAAAACCAGCUGUCCAUACUGUGUAAUGGCAAAAGACGCCUUCAGAAAUAUAGACGUGCAGUACACAGCAGUCGAAUUGGAUGAAGUAGAGAACGGGAGCCAGAUACAAGCGGCACUUCACCAACUGAGUGGCAUUAGAACUGUCCCCCAGGUGUAUGUUAACGGGAAAUGUAUUGGAGGUGGCACAGAUACACGUAAUCUUGAAAGAGAGGGCAAGUUACUGAAAUUGGUUCAAGAGUGUAAUAUCAGUGCUGCUACAUAGUGAGCUGGAACAGCUGCAAGAUCUACCUCGGCUCAGAAAAACUGACUGUGCUGAAUCAAGAACAUGUGCCUGAUUUGGAGAUUCAAUUAAAGGGGAACUCCACCCACUGCCAAAAAUAAGCCAAAUAAAACCGACUGA
Xenopus laevis (African clawed frog) is the source of this 669-nucleotide messenger RNA. RefSeq names its product glutaredoxin 2 L homeolog (gene glrx2.L). The record is from RefSeq and is a predicted model, not a curated record. The coding region runs from base 49 to 531 and encodes 160 amino acids. Lineage: Eukaryota; Metazoa; Chordata; Amphibia; Anura; Pipidae. The transcript has 5 exons. Gene Ontology annotation, molecular function: protein-disulfide reductase activity. Gene Ontology annotation, cellular component: mitochondrion.